This is a messenger RNA of Vitis riparia (riverbank grape), 1690 nucleotides long. RefSeq names its product geranylgeranyl pyrophosphate synthase, chloroplastic-like. Lineage: Eukaryota; Viridiplantae; Streptophyta; Magnoliopsida; Vitales; Vitaceae. Gene Ontology annotation, biological process: isoprenoid biosynthetic process. The record is from RefSeq and is a predicted model, not a curated record. Gene Ontology annotation, molecular function: geranylgeranyl diphosphate synthase activity. The transcript has a single exon. The coding region runs from base 194 to 1309 and encodes 371 amino acids.
AAUCCUAUCCUUAGGACGGGGGUCUUCGUGUUUUGGCAGGUGCCUGUCAAUCCAAUUGCUCACUUCCACCCGCUCCUUUACUCUCUGCCCCCUCAAGUGAAGAGGAAGUUUUAGGGGCGAUUCCACCAUUAGAGAGGGUCUGUGUGUAAGUGGUGGGUGUUGUCGGUUUUGUCCUCUGAUAAAAGACGAUAAGAUGAGGUCGAUGACUUUGGUGGAUCGACCAUGGGUUCGUGAUUUCAAUCAAUCAAGCUUAUUUGGGUCUGCGCUGGGAAUGAGCUAUGGCCCCAUUGGGGCCGGACCUGGUUGCACAUCAUCUGUGAGAGUGGGAACAAAGACGCCACAUUUGCAUGGUGCGGUUUUUGCGAUUAUCACAAAGGAGGACUCUGUGAAGGAGGGGAAGGGCCCCACCCAGAAGGAAACGCCCUUCAGUUUCAAGGAUUACAUGAUUCAGAAGGCCAGUUCGGUGCAUAAAGCCUUGGACGAGGCUGUUUACGUGAAAAGCCCUAUCAAAAUCUAUGAAGCAAUGCGCUACUCUCUCCUCGCCGGCGGCAAGCGUGUCCGGCCGGCUCUCUGUUUAGCCGCUUGCGAGCUCGUGGGCGGGGAUGAGUCCAACGCCAUGCCGGCGGCUUGUGCGGUCGAAAUGAUUCACACUAUGUCUCUGAUUCACGACGACCUCCCCUGUAUGGACAACGACGACCUCCGGCGAGGAAAGCCGACCAACCACAAAGUCUUCGGGGAAGACGUCGCCGUUCUGGCCGGUGAUUCUCUUCUGGCAUUCGCAUUCGAGCACAUUGCGACUGCCACAAGCGGGGUUCCGUCAUCCAGAAUUGUGGCAGCAGUGGGUGAAUUGGCGAAAUCCAUUGGAGCAGAGGGGCUAGUUGCAGGGCAGGUGGUGGAUAUAAGCAGUACAGGACAGUCCGAUGUGGGGCUAGACCAACUGGAGUUCAUACACAUACACAAGACCGCGGCAUUGCUGGAGGCAGCGGUGGUUCUUGGGGCCUUACUGGGAGGUGGGAGCGAUGAGGAGGUGGAGAAAUUGAGAAAGUAUGCGAGGCAGGUUGGGCUACUGUUUCAAGUGGUGGAUGACAUUCUUGAUGUCACCAAAUCAUCUCAGGAACUGGGGAAGACGGCAGGCAAGGAUUUGGUAACCGAUAAGGCAACCUACCCCAAACUAAUGGGGCUGGAGAAAUCAAGAGAAUUUGCAGAGAAUCUCAACAAGGAAGCAAAGGAACAGCUUUCUGGAUUUGAUUUGGAGAAGGCAGCGCCUUUGAUUGCGCUUGCUGAUUAUAUCGCUUACCGGCAAAAUUAACGGGCAGUCAUUUGUUUACAAGACCCUUACACUUGAAUAUUUAUAUGGCGUAGCAAUAGUGGGUGCUGGGCACCAAAUCCAUUGAAGCCUGAGACACAGGGCAGUCAAUUCGUUUCUCGCUCUGUGCCAGGAGAAUAGCAGGUGGGCCUCUUCUCUUUCCCUUUGCAUUAUAUAGAUAAUAAUAAUAAUAAUAUGUAAUCUUUCAUUGGCAUAGGAACUGGGUGUACCAAUUGCUUCAUAGAAAGAUGAAAAGUUCACAAAAUAAUAGCAUGUCCUGUGAUUUUGUUGAGUUCAAUUCUGUCAACAAACAGUUACAGUAUUGUUUAAACUCGAUCAUUUAGAGCCUCCGUUAUGCUAUGCCUUGCAAUUUUAUUGAUCUCA